AUGGUCGGUCGACCGCCAUCAGCCAUCCGACCGCAAUGUUCUGUGCGCUCUGCCGACAUUGUGCUAUUCGCGCAAUAUUUCGUGCAGGACUAUGACCCCACCAUUGAAGAUUCGUACACAAAGCAAUGUUUCGUCGACGAAGACCUUUUGGAGCGGGCCCUUCUGUUCCAGCGCGGGGGUCGCAUUUAUUUAUUGAUUUUCAUUCCUCUCGAUGGAAUCAAUCAGUGUCAGUUCCAACCGGAAAGUGCAUUAGCCGAUCGCAUUAACGUAGAC
Molecule: messenger RNA, 273 nt
Organism: Cooperia oncophora
Lineage: Eukaryota; Metazoa; Nematoda; Chromadorea; Rhabditida; Trichostrongylidae
Source: the annotation of a GenBank genome assembly